Molecule: messenger RNA, 1292 nt
Organism: Cryptomeria japonica (Japanese cedar)
Lineage: Eukaryota; Viridiplantae; Streptophyta; Pinopsida; Cupressales; Cupressaceae
Product: nifU-like protein 4, mitochondrial
Exons: 6
Coding region: 139-960 (273 amino acids)
Biological process (GO): iron-sulfur cluster assembly
Cellular component (GO): mitochondrion
Molecular function (GO): iron-sulfur cluster binding; iron ion binding
Source: RefSeq, a predicted model, not a curated record
UAUUGUCAAACCUUUGUAAGUAAGGCGGCAUAUUUUGGAAGGGAAGGAUUCUCGGAAACCCGUUAGUGUGGAGAUCUCAGUUUUAAGAGAUCAUUGUUUUAAGCGCUUCUGGAUAGAUAAACAGAAACUGCAAUUGCCAUGUCAGGGUUUCUUGGUAUAUUUUCUCGCAAUCUUUCAAGAAUAAAAAGAACUGGGAGCAUUGGCAGUCGAUUUUAUGUAGGCCGCCGUCAAUUUUUCGUAGCUUCGAGUUCUCCUUCGAUCAAUGGCAUGUUUGGUUCAGUAAUUUCAUCAGGACCCGCUUCUCACGCACAUCUAUGGAACAGUACGAUAUUCACAGGUCAACGGAGGAGCAUGUUUAUACAGACUCAGUCAACUCCCAAUCCCCUGUCUUUGAUGUUCAGUCCUGGAAAGCCAGUAAUGGAAGUUGGAAGUGCAGACUUUCCAAAUGCUCGUACAGCGAUGGGUUCCCCUUUGGCAAAGGCACUCUUUGUUAUUGAUGGUGUUGCACGUGUUUACUUCGGUGCUGACCACAUAACAGUAACUAAAUUAGAGGAGGCCUCAUGGGAUGUUUUAAAACCUGAAAUCUUUGCAGCAAUCAUGGAUUUUUAUUCAUCAGGGCAACCUUUGUUUUUUGACUCAAAUGUGGGAGCUUCCAAGGAUACUACCAUUACAGAGGAUGAUGAUGAGACUGUUGCUAUGAUAAAAGAAUUAUUAGAGACACGUAUACGACCAGCUGUACAGGAUGAUGGUGGUGAUAUUGAAUAUCGAGGCUUUGAUCCGGAAACUGGCAUAGUCAAAUUGCAAAUGCAAGGGGCCUGCAGUGGCUGUCCUAGCUCUGCGCUCACUUUGAAGUCUGGUAUUGAGAACAUGCUUAUGCAUUAUGUACCCGAGGUUAAAAGUGUGGAACAAGAAAUGGACGUAGAUGAGGAGGAAGCAGUAACAAGUAGUGCCAUAGAGUAGCGAACAUUUUGUUCCUUUUAUCCAUAAGUUAAACUGGAACAAGAAAUGGACGUAGAGGAGGAAGCGGUAAGAACCAGCUUGAUGGAGUGGUGAGCAUCUUGGAUGAUUGCAUAAGUUUUUUUUGUAUAUCUUGUAAUCUUAAUGAUUGAUGAGGUUUUCCUGCCUUAGGUUAUUUAAAAAAAAAUUCAAAUGUAACUAUAUUUUACUCCAUUUUAAAAGAGCAGAAUGCCUGCAAUUGAUGAUAGUCUCGGUAUUUUUUAAUCAUGCAAAGUUGAUACCACUAAAUCAGAUAUAUAAGCUCACAUUUUAAAUUAAUAAACAUUUUGAUAUAA